Molecule: messenger RNA, 2748 nt
Organism: Closterium sp. Naga37s-1
Lineage: Eukaryota; Viridiplantae; Streptophyta; Zygnematophyceae; Desmidiales; Closteriaceae
Source: the annotation of a GenBank genome assembly
AUGCUGCUCGGGUAUAGGUUCGGCAGUUACUUGGUGCAUAGAUUUGACAAUUGGCUCAACGGUACGUCUGUAAACAGGCUCUGUCAGGACUCCGUGCGCCGCUGCGUUGGGCACAAGUGCGAGCGAGGAGGGGCGGCGCCAGGCGCGUGGAGAAGGGAAGGUGACGGCGCGCAAGUGACUGGGGCUCGAGGGAGGGCCGGGCCAGCAGCUGCAGCUGCAGCUGCCACUGCCACACGCGCGGGCCGUGGCUGCACGGCGAGGGGCGCGGCUACAGGGGCAGGCGGGCUGGACGAGCUGCGCGAGCGGGGUGGGGGGGAGGCGGAGGGACGAGCGAGAGGGGACGCGCAGCAAGGGUGCACAGAGGGAGGCGAGAGGAGCGAAGGCGGCGAGAGGAGCGAAGGGGGCAGAGGCGAGGGGAUGGUGGCGCACGGCCCGACAGGCGGUGCGUGCGAGGAUGAGGCGAGCGCCGCGCGCCGAGGCCGCGGGUGGCAGCGAGAGGAGCGGGCGGAGGGGCGGGCAUGGGAGGCGGGGGGCGAGCGGCGGGUGAUUGUGAUUUCGGGCCCCACGGCCGUGGGCAAGUCGCGCCUGGCGCUGGCCGUGGCGCAGGCGGUGCGCGGCGGCGAGGUGGUGAGCGCGGACUCGGUGCAGGUGUACCGCCACCUCAACGUCGGCUCCGCCAAGGCCUCCCCCAACGAGCAGCGCCGCGUGCCCCACCACCUGCUGGACAUCCGCGAGCCGUGGCAAGCAGCACCCUGCCAGCAGCACCCUGCCAGCAGCAGCAUCCCCCCUCCUUCCCCCCGUCAUCCCCCAUCCUCCCCCCCCGUCAUCCCCCAUCCUCCCCCCCCCGUCAUCCCCCCUCUUUCCCCCAUCAUCCCCCCUCCUUCCCCCAUCAUCCCGCCUCCUCCCCACAUCAUCCCCCCUCCUUCCCCCAUCACCCCCCCCUCCUCCCUCCGUCAUCAACCCUCCUCCCCCCAUCAUCCCCCCUCCUCCCCCCGUCAUCCCUCCUCCUUCCCCCGUCAUCCCCCCUCCUCCCCCAUCAUCCCCCCUCCUUCCCCCAUCAUUCCCCCUCCUCCCCCCAUCGUCCCCCCUCCCCCCCCUUCAUCCCGCUCUCCCCCCCCAGAGUUCACGGCGGGCGACUUCUACGAGGCGGCGCGGGCGGCGGUGGAUGGCGUGGUGCAGCGGGGGGGCGUGCCGGUGGUGGUGGGCGGCACGGGGCUGUACCUCGCAUGGCUGCUGCACGGCCGCCCCGCCACGCCCCCUUCCUGCCCCAACCUGGAGCGCACCGUGGCCGCCGAGAUCCACGCCGCUGUCAUGCGCGCCCGGCGGGCCAGGAGGGGUAAGAGGAGCGUAGGGGCGGUUGGUGGGGCAGAAGAGGCAGCAGGUGGGGAUGCAGCAGAGGGAGUGAUGGAGGGACGGGCGUCAGCAGCGGACAUAGUGAGGGGCGGCUUGGAGAUAGCGUUGAGUGCCGACGAGAGGAGCGAGGAGGGCAACGAUGGUGCGGGUGUGGGUGUGGGGGGAGGUAGCAUGGUUGUGGGGGGAAUGGAGGGGGAGACGGGGCAGGACGAAGUGUGGACAGGGGGAGAGGCGAGGGAGCGGGGGUGGGCGAGCAGGCAGCCGCGUGUGCGGUACACAGAGGAGGGCGACUGGGAGGCUGCUCUGGCUGCUCUUGCUGCUGCGGGAGAUCCAAUCACCGCAGGCCAGCUGGCACGGAAUGACUGCCUGUGCCUGUCUCCCGUCCGUCAGGCCACGGGUCGGCCUCGAUCCGAGAUCACCGUGCCUUCCCACCACGCCAAACACACCGCCCCCCCUGCUGCUGCUGCUGCUGCUGCUGCUGCUGCUGCGGCCUCCUCGCCACCACCAUUCGCCUUCCACUGCUUCUUCCUGGACGCCCCUCGCCUGCCGCUGUACCGCCGAAUAGACAGACGCUGCGAAGAGAUGGUGCAAGGCGGGCUGCUGGAGGAGAGUCUAGCGCUGCUGCGCGUGGGGCUGCUGCCCGACUCCUCCUCGCCCACGCGCGCAAUCGGCUACCGCCAGGCCAUGUGCUUCCUGCUGCACUGCCACCGCCUCAUGGAGCAAGUGGGGAGCAGUGAGGUGCCAGGGCAGCAAGGGCAGCAGGUGGAGGUGCAGGCGGCGCUGCAGGCGGCGCUGGUGGCGUUCAUCUUGGAGUUCCAGCAGGCGUCGCGGCGCUACGCCAAGCGCCAGAUCACAUGGUUCCGCUCCCAACCGCUCUUCCAAUGGCUGCCCGCCCAUACCCCCCUGGACGAGCUAGUGGAGAUGGUACUGCGGGACUUUGAUGGAUUCAUGCGUUCGGAGGGGCAGGCGGGUGGGGAGGGGAGGGGAGGGGCAGAGAGCAAGGGGAGGCAGGGUGGUGGUGGAGAAGACGGCAGUGGAGGGGCGUGGGACAAGGCGGUGAGGCGAGAGCAGCGCAGGGAGAGGGCGGAGGAGGAGAGGGCGCUCAAGGGGUACCGGGCGAAGCUUGAUGGACGGUGCUGCACCCAGCAGUGCAUGAUGGUGCGCCCACUGCUGGGGAGACAGCACCAGUGCAGCCGUCCGUGCACCUUACCGUGCUGCCAUCCCCCACCCCACAGGAUCUACUGCGACCAGCAGGCCAUCGAUGCCACGCUGGCGUGGAUUCGAGCCAACGUUACGCUACACCAACCAUGCUCACAGGAUGAGCAAGUCAGCGCUGCUGCUGCAGGUGUGCCCGGGAGCCCAGAAGCCGCAACACAGCGUGCUCUGGCCACGUGA